Messenger RNA from Oenanthe melanoleuca, 4688 nucleotides. RefSeq names its product sperm associated antigen 5 (gene SPAG5). Lineage: Eukaryota; Metazoa; Chordata; Aves; Passeriformes; Muscicapidae. The record is from RefSeq and is a predicted model, not a curated record. The transcript has 22 exons. The coding region runs from base 170 to 4618 and encodes 1482 amino acids. Gene Ontology annotation, biological process: regulation of attachment of spindle microtubules to kinetochore; cell division.
CAGAGCCGCGCGUGGUUUUCAAACCGGCGGCGCGCGGGAGGCGGCGGGACCGAACCGGGAACCGGCACCGAGACCGGCCCGAACCCAACCCCAACCCAGCGGGACCAGAGCCUGCGGUAGUCGAGACAGAGAUCAACAUCGGGAGCGGGGCCGGGAGCAUUCCCGGGCCAUGCAGCGCGCCAAGACUCCCGCCGCGCAGAAGCGGCCGCGGCGAACCCCGCUGCAGGAGCUGAAGCUGCAGUCGGGCGCCGACCGGACCUGCCUGACCCCCCUGCUCCGCCGGCUGCGGCUCAAGGACCAUGACUGCUCCCCAGUGUCCUGCGCCCGGGGGCCCCGCAACAGCGUCACCGCGGUGCCUUGCAGCCCAGGACCUCCCCGAAGUGCUCCCCUGGGCCCCCCCAGCACCCCCAAGACCUCCACCCGGGGACUCAGGACUCCCGUUCUUAAGCCUGAUACCUCUGAGGCUCCCAGCAAUGCCACCCUUAUUCCUGGUGCCUUGGAGACCUCCAGCAGCACCAGCCCAGAGGCCUCUGGCAGUUCUAUCCCAGUGUCCAGCACACCAGAGCACCCUGACAACACUGUGCCAGCCCCCCUGUGCAGUCCAGUCCUGGGGCCAAGCAUGCCAGAGCCUCCCAGCACCACUGUGCCAGCCUCUGUGUGCAGCUCCAUCCCAGUGACCAGCACCCCAGAACCAGCGAGCAGCACCAUGCCAGCUUCUGUGUGCAGCACCAUCCCAGUGACCAGCACCCCAGAACCAGCCAGCAGCACCAUGCCAACUUCUGUGUGCAGCUCCAUUCCAGUGCCCAGCACCCCAGAACCAGCCAGCAGCACCAUGCCAACUUCUGUGUGCAGCUCCAUUCCAGUGCCCAGCACCCCAGAACCAGCCAGCAGCACUAUGCCAACCUCUGUGUGCAGCUCCAUCCCGGUGCCCAACACCUCGGAGGCCUCCAGCAGCACCAUUCCAGUUCCCCUGUGCAGCUCCAUCCCGGUGCCCAGCACCCCCGAGCCAGCCUGCAGCACCAUCCCAAUGUCCAGCAUCCCAGAGCCCUGCAGCAGCACCAUGCCAGUUCCCCUGUGCAGCUCUAUCCCUGUGACCAGCAUCCCAGAACCAGCCAGCAGCCCCAUGCCAACCUCUGUGUGCAGCUCCAUUCCAGUGCCCAGCACCCCAGAGGCCUCCAGCAGCACCAUUCCAGUUCCCCUGUGCAGCUCCAUCCCGGUGCCCAGCACCCCUGAGCUAGCCUGCAGCACCAUCCCAGUGACCAGCAUCCCAGAACCAGCCAGCAGCACCAUGCCAGUUCCCCUGUGCAGCUCUAUCUCAGUGCCCAGCACCCCCAAGCCCUCCAGCAGCACCAUUCCAGUUCCCCUGCGCAGCUCCAUCCCAGUGUCCAGCACCCCAGAGCCCUCCAGCAGUACCCUGCCAGUCUCCCUGUGCAGCACCAUCCCAGUGGUUGGCACCUUGGAGUUCCCUGGCAGCACUAUGAGCAGCCUUGUCCUGGGGCCCUGCACCCUGGAAUCCCCUGGCAGCCCCACCCCAAGGCUCCCCAAUAUUAUUAGCUCAGUGUCUUGCAACCCAAACUCUCCAGGCAGCUCUGCUCUACACCCCUGCAGCUCUGGGUCCCCUGGCAAUGCCAGCACAGCCUCCUGCACCCCAGGGCCCCCUGGCACCAGCUCCACUCCACAGAAAGCUCCUUUCCACGGGUGGCGAGCAGCACCUCCAGACUUUUCCUGCAGCCUUCUGACCUCUGAGCCUCCAUCUGCAAAUGGGAGUGCUGAUCCUCUGAAUUGCCAAGGCACCCCUGAGGGAGCCGAAUUCCCCGCCCCUGUCCCUCUAGAACAAAGCCCACCUGGCCUCCCUCCCAUUGAGGCCAGUGGGUUGGAGCCUGCAGGAUCAGAAGCCACUCUCACCCCUGUCACCUCGCCUGAAUCAACCCUGGGUGCUGUGUCCUGGAUGUUGCCACUGGUGUGGCUGGAGAAGACCCUCAACAGCUCUUUCCUGGUGGAAUCCCUGAGGCACAGCCUGCCCCUCCGCAAGCUGCAGCAGGACGCCAGCAGCAGUGUCACCCCAGUGCCCACCAUGGCCACAGGCACCAGCACGACCCCAGUGCCCACCAUGGCCACAGGCACCAGCACGACCCCAGUGCCCACCAUGGCCACAGGCACCAGCACGACCCCAGUGCCCACCAUGGCCACAGGCACCAGCAUGACCCCAGUGCCCACCACAGCCUUUGGGACCAGCAUGACCCCAGUGCCCACCAUGGCCACGGGCACCAGCAUGACCCCAGUGCUCUCUGUGGCCACUGGCACCUUCACAACACCUCGGGACGUGUGGGAGAGGAGCAUGAACACAUCCAGGGGAAACGUCCCCUGUGCCAAGGACAGCGCUGCAGAAACAGACUCCCUGCUCUGGCACUGUCCCCGGGAGCAGCUGAAGACCCUGCCGCGGGCAGAGCUGGAGGGGAGACUGGAGAGCACCCUCAUCAUCAUCGAAGCGCUCUCGCUGCAGCUGCGGGACUGGCAGGAGAGCCAGCGGCUGCGGCCGAGCGUGGGGCUGGCCAGGCAGAGGGAUGCGCUCACACAGACGGACACCAUCCACUCUGAAGGGCGGGAGCAGGAGAGGACCCUGGUGUCCCAGGCUGUGCUUGAGAGUGCUCCCAGCAAGGGGCAGAGCUGCCUGGAAGAGCAGGAUACCAUCAGGCAGCGAGUGGAUGAAGCCCUACGGGCCAAGGAUCAGGAAUAUCUCUUCCUGGAGGCUUUCUUUGCCCAUGCCAGUGCUGAGAUCAGUGCCCGUGACCAGAGCCUGGCCUCCCAGCAAGAGCUGAGCACACAGCUGGCCCAUGCCACCAACCUGCAGGCAUCCCUGUCUGCUGAGGCACAGUCUUUCCGACAGUUCUUAGACGUCACUUUUGAAAAUCUGGAGAAGGAAAGGAGAGCCUUGGAUGAGGAGCGGGAGCAGAUGAGAGCCCUGGUGUUCCAGUCCCGUGCCCUGUUGGAGCGUGUGCCCGGCAAGCUGCGGAGCUGCCUGGAGGAGCUGGCUGCCACACGGGAACGAGCAGAGGAAGCUCUACAAGUCAAAGAGGAGGUAUCUUGCCAGCUGGAGAAGACCUUGGUGACCCUGCAGGACACAGAGGCUCAGCUACAGCAGCUGACAGUGGCUAACUCACGCCUGGGCAAAGACCUGAGCUCUGUGACAAUAAAGCUGGCCAGCACGGAGCAGGAGCGGGAUGCGCUGCAGCAGGAGAACGAGAAGCAGUGGGAGGAGAUGGCCCAGCUGGCGCAGGGGAGGAACUCCCUGCAGCAGGAGUGCAAGCAGCUGUGUCUGGAGCUGCGGGAGGCCGCCGAGUGCCGGGAGUUCCUGGAUCAGGAGAACCAAAUGUGCCGCACGCAGCUGCAGGAGGUGGAGGCCAGACUGAACUCCACACUGGCCAGGCUGCAGCAGCGCGUCCUGCAGCACGAGGAGCUGAUGGAGACCCACCAACGCCUGUGGGAAGAGCAGAUUGCCCUCAGCAAGGAGCUGGACAGCACCAAGGCCGAGCUCCUCAGCUUGCAGACAAAGAGGAACAAAGUAUAUUGGUGCUCCACUGACAUUAUGGAGAGCAAGAUGCGGUUGCAGGAGCUCGCUGACUGCCUCAAAGCUGCUCUGGAAGAGCAGGAUGAUCGUGAUGCUCCAUCGAGAAGCAAAGCCUGGACCCCGGGCCCCCGGACCCCGGGCUGGCAGACCCCACGCCGUGCCUGGACCCCGGCCUUCCGCACCCCGGUGUGCCGCACCCCGCACCACGCCAGCAGCUCCUUCGUGGGCAGCGUCCUGAAAGCUGCAGCAGGGAAAGAUGCCAAUGAAACCACCAUCAGUGGGAGUACAGUUGCCAAGGACAAACUUGGGUCUGUGCAAAAGCCAACAGAUCCUGAGGACACUCUGCUGGAGAGCGUGAAGGAGCUGAGAGCUGUGGUCUCCAACCUUGCCAUGCUGAGCACCCGCAUCCAGGAACUGGAGCAGAGCGAGUUCAGGGCACUGCAGACAGAGAUCUCUGACCUGCAGCUGCGCCUGGAGACACUGACAGCUGAGAGCCAGGAGAAGGUGGAUACCCAGGCUGCCACCAUUGCCAAACUGAACAAGGCACUGAGGACCAAGCUCGAGAAUGAGAAGGAGCUGCAGGAUGCGGUGAAGCAGCAGGAAGAGAAGAUGUUGCAAUUCAUCGACAAGAGUGGGGAAGUCACGAGACUGAAGGCAGAAGUGUCCCACCUGAAGUGCUUGCUCCAGCGUGCAGAGACAGAGGCCAAGGUGCUGUGGGAGGAGAUGAGGGACAAGGAGCACCAGGUGGACACUGCCUACGUCCAGGAGCGGGUCAUGCUGCGGCAGGAGGUGGAUAAACUGACGCUGAUGCUUGUGGAAAAAGAAAAUGAGAAUAUACGGCUCACUAACAAGUACCUGGAGCAGAUCCGAGGGCUGGAGAUGAAACUCCAUCGUACCCAGAAAGUGCUGAGGACCCAUGAGGAGAUGCAGGAGAACAUAAAAGAGGUCCUGUUGACUGUCCCUGCGGUCCUGGGCUGCCAGGAGCUCCAGAGCCUGCUGCGCAACCUGGGCCUGAAGCCAGCCAGCAAGGAAGCUGCUGAGCCGCUAUAGCCUGUAGCCUGAAACCUUUCCUGUUGUUAAUGUUGUAAUUAUUUAUUGAAUAAAGUUGUGUUGGCUUUUA